AUAACCUUAGAUUAGAAAAUUAGAAAUUUAGCGUCAUAGGUGCUAUUUUUUAGGCACUUAAACAAAUAGUACUCAGUACUACAACCUGGAUUGCCGAAUAAAGGGAAGCGAAAACGACCAAACUUUCAGCCACAAGAAACCAUAGCUGCAUGCUGGGAAUAACGUAACGGAUAACGGAAUCUUUAAGCCAAUCAGAUCCAACUGCUGUGGCUUGUCCAGCCAAUCACGGCACGCCUCUCUUAAUCGUUGCCUCACCAGCAAACAUCAACCGCUAGCUACUUUAGCAUCAGGAGGAGAAGCUAACCCACGGAAACACAGACGCAUCUGUUCACCCUCUUUUGCUUAUGUGUGUUCGUUUGAUUUUUACCGAAGUUACCAGUCGUCUGAGUGACUGAAUCGAAAGCCCGGUGUAAGAUGCAGUUCAUGCUGUUGUUCAGCCGGCAGGGUAAGCUGCGGUUACAGAAAUGGUAUGUGCCUCUGUCAGACAAGGAGAGGAAGAAGAUCUCCAGAGACCUGGUCCAGACCAUAUUGGCCAGGAAACCCAAGAUGUGCAGCUUCUUGGAGUGGAGGGACCUUAAGAUUGUGUACAAGAGAUAUGCAAGUCUGUAUUUCUGCUGUGCAGUAGAGGAUCAGGAUAAUGAGCUGAUCACUCUGGAGAUCAUCCACAGAUAUGUGGAGCUACUGGACAAAUAUUUUGGCAGUGUGUGUGAGCUGGAUAUUAUCUUCAACUUUGAAAAGGCCUACUUUAUUCUGGAUGAGUUCCUGCUGGGCGGAGAGGCACAGGAGACGUCCAAGAAGAACGUGCUGAAGGCCAUCGAGCAGGCUGACCUGCUGCAGGAGGAGGCCGAGGCACCACGGAGCGUUUUAGAAGAAAUUGGGCUGACAUAAACCAUCACGCCGCUGCCUCGCAGUUCUUUCUUCCAGAUGUAGAUCUGGCAAUCUCCGUGUCUCUAUCCUGUCUUCUCCUGUUCACUGUGUCAGUGUUGUAUGUAUAUUAUCACCAUCUAUGUACUGUACUAUCCUGUAAUGUCUUUUCAGUGUGGUGCCAACUGUGGUUUUAAUGUGUCUCCUAAUGUACAAGCUCCCUCACUGUAUCCUGCAGCACUAUUAACAUACUUCACUCCCCCAACUUCUUAAAAGAGAACAAACAGAGAACAAUGUAGCGACGACAUGAAAACUCCAGCAUCAUAUUAAGAUCAUCCAUCAUCACUGAAUGCAGAGUUGUAUGUGCUUGUUUGGCUUCAAGGACUUUUUAAGGUGCUGUUGCAGCUGCAGUUGGUGCUUCUCGUGUGUAAUCAUUUGAGUCACAGAGCUAAGCAUCUUCUUUCAUGAAAGAAUGAAUACUAGGCGCACUUUGAAAAACCCAGAAGGUCGUUUAGCAAAACCUACAGUUGCUCUGGUUUUUCCACUUCCAAUUCUCAAAAGACCAGGUGGAGAAGACAUAUAUCCUUUUUGCUCUUUUUGCUAAACAGUAAAAUAUUACCACAUUAUUUUGUCUGUAAAUAUAGAAUACUGUAAAAACAAUCAAUAUAUAACAGUAUAACUAAUAACAAAUAUUCAAAGUUUGGUUCACGUACAAAUUGAGCAUGGAGCAAGAAGUUAAAGAUCUUUAAUGUGCAGUGGACAGAGUCUGAGAACUAGCAGGGCGUGUUGCUAAAUGGUCUUCUGGGUUUUUUAAAAGAUGAUCAAGAAUUUUUUUUUUUCUUUUUGAGGAUUUGAUGCUUAACUCUAUGACUCAAAUGUAAUGGUAAUACAUUACUGGGCACCAAAUGGGGCUACUGCUAUUGUAGGAAUCACUGACACUCUUACAAUCACUUCUACAUGGGUACAAUCAACCCACCAAUUAAGUGAAAUUAAACAAUUACCCAUAAUUAAUAUCAGUGUAAACAUUCAGUAGGUUUGUACAAGUUUGUUUGGCGUUUCCUCUCCAGAAAAUUAACCUUUUACAUAUUUCCUUCUCAAGACUAAAUGUUUAUUUUUACUUAACAGCUGUUUCAGUGUAAUUUGUGUCAUGUUUGUUAAAGCUGUUUUUCUGUUGUCUUCAUUUUUCUGACAACUGACUUAUUUUUCUGCUUGAGGUGUUUGUUUAUCAUUCAAGUUUGUCAUGGCCUCUGAAGAUAAAUCUUAGGUCAGUCUCUCCCUUAGUCUUAGGCAAGGAUAGGAUAGUGACCCAAAUAAAAGAAAUACUACUUCAUGUAUUAUUAUACUUUGGCUUACACUUAAAGAUUAACCUACGACCAAAGAACACUGUGUUUUACCUUCUCAAUGGUGUCUAUUGAAGGCUAACAUGGCAGAAAAGGGAUUUGGGAUGGAAGGAUGUUUGAGGAAAAAAAUGUAUGUGGGGAUUAUUUGGCCACAAUAUAUCAGUAUUAUGUAAUUAUUCCAAUCCAUGUAAAGACAGGUGUAUCCUGAGUUUCUUUAUGGAGUAGGAACAUGAACUGCACAUAUCAGGGUACAUCAUUAACAUUCAUCACGUCAGCUUGUUCACUUGUCAGUAAGAUGCAAGUAAACAAGUGAACAAGCUGCGAACAGAUGCUCAUUCCAAAUUGUAUGGCAGUCUAAUUUUUUUUAUCUGCACUCUUCAAACCACAAGGUGUUUUUGUUGAACAUCAAUCAGCAAAUAUUAAAGUUCAUCUUUGAUUUGUGCAAAAGAAAUCACUUACUUUUGUAUUAAACACUGCCAACACAUUUGCCAACAUUUUUUUUCUUAUAUUUGAAAGUUAUUAACAAUAAAUGUAUUCAAAAAGAAAA
Seriola aureovittata is the source of this 2751-nucleotide messenger RNA. Its product is annotated as AP-1 complex subunit sigma-2-like. Gene Ontology annotation, molecular function: clathrin-cargo adaptor activity. Bases 415 to 888 code for a protein of 157 amino acids. The record is from RefSeq and is a predicted model, not a curated record. The transcript is spliced from 5 exons. Lineage: Eukaryota; Metazoa; Chordata; Actinopteri; Carangiformes; Carangidae. Gene Ontology annotation, biological process: vesicle-mediated transport; intracellular protein transport. Gene Ontology annotation, cellular component: intracellular membrane-bounded organelle; membrane coat; AP-1 adaptor complex.